AUCAGGACUUUGAACAAGACAAGUUUCUCUCUCUUCCCCUCUGUCCUGCCAUUUCCAGCCACUCAUGCUAGAGAGAGAGAGAGAGAGAGAGAGAGAGAGAGAGAGAUUUAGAGAGAGAAUCUGGAAAAUUCGAGGGAAUUUCAAGAUUUAAUCAACCAAAGACGUGGCCUUUUUUCCUUCCCAUUAUCAUCCCAUCAUCAUCCAAACAUUCAUCAUUUGAUUUCUUUCUGGGAAUUCGAUCCCAACAAUUAAAAACAAAAAAAGAUUCAAUUUUUAUUUCUGUAAUUAAAUAAAAAAAGGAAAAAAUGCCGUCUCCGGCGAACUUCCCGCUGAGAUGGGAGAGCACCGGCGACCAAUGGUGGUUCGCAUCGCCGAUCGACUGGGCGGCGGCGAACGGCCACUACGACGUCGUUCGGGAGCUCCUCCACAUCGACACGAAUCUCCUCAUCAAACUCACGUCCCUCCCGAGGAUCCGCCGCCUCGAGACCGUGUGGGACGACGGCGACGGCGACGGGAGCUUCAGCCACGUGGCAAAGUGCAGGUCCCACGUGGCGAGGAGGCUCCUCCAGGAGUGCGAGGUCAAGAAGUCGGGCCACAAUUCCCUGAUCGGCGCAGGCUACGGCGGCUGGCUCCUCUACACCGCCGCCUCCGCCGGCGACGUGGCGUUCGUGAGGGAGCUGCUGGAGAGGGACCCACUGCUGGUGUUCGGCGAGGGGGAGUAUGGGGUUACCGAUAUAUUCUACGCCGCCGCCAGGAGCAAGGAUUUCGAUGUUUUUAAGGUUGUGUUUGAUUGCUCUGUCUCUCCAAAGGGUCCGCAGUUGAAGGAGGUUUCUCCGGUUUUCCGGUCGGAGAUGACGAAUAGGGCGGUCCAUGCCGCGGCUAGAGGCGGCAAUGUGGCGGUGCUGAGAGAUAUCUUGAACGGCGGCGGCGGUGGUGGUGGUGAUGUUUUGACUUAUAGGGAUGCUAGGGGUUCUACUGUAUUGCAUACAGCCUCCGGCAGAGGGCAAGUUGAGGUGGUGAAGUACUUAAUAGCCUCGUACGACAUAAUCGAUACAGUCGACAACCGAGGCAACACGUCGUUACACAUAGCUGCCUAUCGGGGCCACUUGUCCGUACUCGAGAUCCUCAUCUCCAGUUCUCCGAAAUCAGCCACGUCAGCAAACAACUACGGGGACACUUUUCUCCACAUGGCAGUUUCCGGUUUUCGGGCGCCUAGUUUCCGGAGAAUGGACCGACAGAUACAUCUCAUGCAGCAAUUAGUUUCCGGUAAGCUCGUAAACCUCGAGGACAUUAUAAAUAUUCAGAAUAACGACGGGAGAACCGCACUCCACACCGCCGUGAUAGACAACAUCCAAUCGGAAAUCGUCGAGCUGCUCAUGUCCGUUCGCUACAUAAACCUUAAUAUAUGCGAUAAUGACGGAAAUACACCCCUCGACCUCCUCAAGCAGCGCCCGAGAUCCGCCUCCUCCGAGAUCCUGAUCAAACGGCUGAUAUCCGCCGGAGGGAUCUCCGAUCGAAAUACCCGAAACGCCCUCGUCUCACACCUGAGGAUGCAUGGCAUCGGGGGCAGUCCCGGAACUUCUUUCCGGAUACCCGACGCCGAGAUUUUCUUGUACACGGGCGUCGAAGUAGUAACGAGCACUACGGAGUGCGGUUACUCGGGGGAAAUCCAAAGCGCGGGCCCCACGUCAUCGGAAUCGAAAUUCAAGAAAACGGGAUCGAUAAAUAGCCGUCUCAGGAAUCUGUUCCGUUUGCCGACAAAGAAAGAUACCGCCGCCCCUUCGGAUCUGGAAGACGCUUCGGAAUAUUCCGUCGCGUCUUAUGGGCGGAGUUUUAAAGACAGCCCGAUUCCGUUAAGGCAGCAGUUUUCGAGAAUGUCUUCGAUGCCGAACAACAAGAGGGUGCAACCUUCGUUACCCGCGGGUGACUUUAAUUACACUCCGAGCCCGUUGACCAAGAAGAAGUAUGCUGCUGGAUUAACGCACGGAGUUCUACAAGUGGUGCCGAAGAAGUACUUUGGAUCGCCUUCGAGCGCUCUUUCCGAGUCCUCGUACAAUGGUAGCGUGGAACCCUCCCCGGCGAAUCAAUCCCCGAGUUUGGAUAAGGUUAAGAUGAAGCGUAAACACGCCUCGUUUAACUUGAGGUUGAUGAAUAGCUACUUGUGUUUUGGUGCACAGGGUUUGUCUGUGGAGAAGAGUGUUGAUGCAACAAGAGAAAACCAAGAUCCACAAAGUAUAGUUGUGUAGUGAGUUAUAUGUGUAUUUAAUUUUUGAAUUAGUUGCUAAUAAGAAGUGAAUUUUGUUUUUUUUUAAACCAAUUAAAUUUGCAGAAUCUGUAAUACCAAGUUUUGUUGUUUUGUGUAAAUCUAUUGUUACUUGUGUA
Messenger RNA from Erythranthe guttata (spotted monkey flower), 2382 nucleotides. RefSeq lists its product as hypothetical. Gene Ontology annotation, molecular function: protein binding. Lineage: Eukaryota; Viridiplantae; Streptophyta; Magnoliopsida; Lamiales; Phrymaceae. The record is from RefSeq and is a predicted model, not a curated record.